UAAACGCGCCCUCGUCUGUUCGUAUGGUGACGUGUCUCUCCGCUAUCUCCUCCUCUUUUCCCCGGCGUCUCUCCCACUAAAAGCCUGAAUACUCUCCAGCGGUGCCCUAUUCAGCGAUCGGAGGGACAUAGGAGGACCAUAGGACAUCAUGGGUAUAAAGUUCUUAGAGGUGAUAAAGCCGUUCUGUGCAGUAUUGCCGGAAAUCCAGAAACCAGAACGAAAGAUCCAAUUUAGAGAAAAGGUAUUAUGGACUGCUAUCACGCUAUUCAUUUUCCUGGUCUGUUGCCAGAUUCCUCUUUUUGGAAUUAUGUCAUCAGACUCUGCAGAUCCCUUCUACUGGAUGAGAGUAAUUCUGGCUUCAAACAGAGGUACUCUUAUGGAGCUGGGUAUCUCUCCUAUUGUCACCUCUGGUCUUAUCAUGCAGUUACUCGCUGGAGCUAAAAUCAUUGAAGUUGGAGACACACCAAAAGACAGGGCACUUUUCAAUGGCGCACAGAAAUUGUUUGGGAUGAUCAUCACCAUCGGUCAGGCCAUCGUGUAUGUGAUGACUGGGAUGUACGGAGACCCCUCUGAGAUGGGGGCUGGGGUCUGUCUGCUCAUCAUCAUCCAGCUGUUCGUAGCCGGUCUUAUCGUUUUGCUGUUGGACGAGCUGCUGCAGAAAGGAUACGGACUGGGUUCAGGAAUCUCUCUCUUCAUUGCCACAAACAUCUGUGAAACUAUUGUGUGGAAGGCCUUCAGCCCCACCACCGUCAACACCGGCCGAGGCACUGAGUUUGAGGGAGCCAUCAUCGCACUGUUCCACCUGCUGGCCACUCGCACAGACAAAGUGCGUGCUCUGAGAGAAGCCUUCUACAGACAAAACCUACCCAACCUCAUGAACCUCAUCGCUACCAUCUUUGUGUUCGCCGUCGUCAUAUACUUCCAGGGCUUCAGAGUGGACCUGCCCAUUAAGUCUGCGCGUUACAGAGGACAGUACAACACUUAUCCCAUCAAACUCUUCUACACCUCCAACAUCCCCAUCAUCCUGCAGUCCGCCCUCGUCUCCAACCUCUACGUCAUCUCCCAAAUGCUCUCCACAAGGUUCAGCGGGAACUUCUUGGUCAACCUGCUCGGCACCUGGUCUGAUGCUACCUCUGGAGGUCCAGCCCGGGCCUAUCCUGUGGGAGGUCUCUGUUACUACCUCUCUCCUCCUGAGUCCUUUGGGUCAGUUUUGGAGGAUCCGGUCCACGCUGUGAUCUACAUCGUCUUCAUGCUUGGCUCCUGUGCCUUCUUCUCCAAAACAUGGAUCGAAGUCUCUGGUUCCUCCGCCAAAGAUGUGGCCAAGCAGCUGAAGGAGCAGCAGAUGGUGAUGAGAGGCCACAGAGAAACCUCCAUGGUCCAUGAGCUCAACAGGUACAUCCCCACUGCUGCUGCGUUUGGAGGCCUGUGUAUUGGAGGUCUUUCUGUCAUGGCUGACUUCCUGGGUGCUAUCGGAUCAGGGACUGGUAUCCUCCUGGCUGUAACCAUCAUUUACCAGUACUUUGAGAUCUUUGUCAAAGAGCAGAGCGAAAUGGGAACCAUGUCGGCGCUGUUUUUCUAAUUCACAACUUCUACCACAACCCACGUCCUAUAGGAUUAUUUUUCCACUUUUGUCAACACCUGGACUGGAAUUUGCUCAAAGUAAAUAUUUUCAGGUUGUGGGAAUUAUACGUGGACUUUUGUGGACCUUUUGGGGUUGCACAAAAACUUUCAAAAAUAUUUCAGUUUUCUUUUUUGGAAAAUUGUUUAAAAAUAUGUUUCUGUAUUAAAAGUUGUUUUGAGACUUGA
Molecule: messenger RNA, 1806 nt
Organism: Boleophthalmus pectinirostris (great blue-spotted mudskipper)
Lineage: Eukaryota; Metazoa; Chordata; Actinopteri; Gobiiformes; Gobiidae
Product: protein transport protein Sec61 subunit alpha-like
Exons: 12
Coding region: 149-1579 (476 amino acids)
Biological process (GO): SRP-dependent cotranslational protein targeting to membrane, translocation; post-translational protein targeting to membrane, translocation
Cellular component (GO): Sec61 translocon complex; membrane
Molecular function (GO): ribosome binding; signal sequence receptor activity; transmembrane protein transporter activity
Source: RefSeq, a predicted model, not a curated record